AUGUCAUCAGAUUCUGAAUCUUUGUCAUUAUCACCACCAAGAAAACACAAGAAGUUGUCCUAUUCAACUGGAUCUUCAUCACUGUUGGAAUCAAGAAAGCACAAGAAAUUGUCUGAUUCCGGAUCUUUGUCACAAUCAAGCAAACACAGGAAUAGCACAGACAAGCUGCUUCAGGUGGUACAAACCAAGCACAGCAAGAAGAUUAAACAACAAAAGGUUACCUGUGUACUCAAUCUCUUUGGUCUCCCAUCUGUCACAUUCCACACAGGUCUCCAGCAUGAUUGUGGAGGCAAAAUCAGCUCUGAUCUGACUGAAGAUGUGAUAGAAUGCCAUCUGCACUUGUAUAAUGGCAUCCUGGAUUUUGUUCUGAGUCUUUGUGAUGAGCUUGACACAAUUUCUACUGACAGACUAUCUAAGAUCAUCUCUGUGAUAAUGAAAGGGAUGAGUGAUGCUUGGUCAACAGCAUUUAGUUCCGUCAAACACAAAGGACUCAAGUAUGUGCUGCUCAACAUGCACAGCAAGAACAAUGCACUCAAUCCGCCAAUUCCUGAAGUCAAAGAUAAAUCUAUCGACCCAGAGGAUGGGAUGGAGAAACUCCAGUCAGGCAAGAUCAAGAUGGCAGCUAUGAGUUGGCCUACUGGCUUCUACAAACAUGGCAUUUACAACCUGCAAAAUAAGACUAAGGGUCUUUUCAGAAACCACGUCAUUGCCCGAUUUUAUGCUCACUUGUAUAUUGUUCACAUUAUUACAUACUUCACACUCAGUCAAGCACAAAAUUGGACCAGUGAAAUCGGCACUAUGAAUCUCAAGGAAUUGUUUUGGAGCAUCAUCAACAUGCUUGAUGAUGACGAGGAUCCAUGGGUCAAAGAUACCAUGGCAUGCCAUAUCAGAGUGAAGACCAAAGUUCUCACUAAGAAGCCAGAAAAUGAAGACAAUGACAAUGAAGAAAAUGACAUUGCAGAUAUCAAAGCUCAGAGGUUGGCUAGAUGUAGUGCUAUGAAGACUAAGGUUGCAGGUGCAAAACAACUGGCAGGGACCAACACCUCACUCACUACUGGCCCAUGGCCUCAAAUGCUGUUAUCUGAGGACAAGGAGUCGGCUGAUGACUGCAACCCAGUUCCUCCUGCCAGGAAGAAACCUGCUGCCCCCCUACCUCCGAAAACCAAGUGCACUCAACUUGUUGAGUCUGACAAUGACAUUGAGGAUGUCGAAGCACCUCCUGUCAAGAAAAAGAUGGUCCCACCUCUGAAGGCCAAACACCCUCAACUUGUUGAGUCUGAUGAUAACACUGAGGAUGUCAAAGCCCCUCCCAUCAAGAAAACAAUGGAUGUUGACAAUGUCAAAGCACCUCCUGUCAAGAAAAAGCCGGUCCCUACUCUGAGUCUUCCAAUGCUCAAACAUGUUCAACCAGUCAAGGCCCCAGAGGAACUUGCAUACAAGGCACCUCCCAACAAGAAGACGCCAGUCCCCUCUCGACCCGAGUCCCCACUACCCAAGUUAACUGAAGACGAGUCAAGCAGUGCAUUGUUUGAACCCAAACCAUUGCCCAAGAAGAAAGGGAAGAAAGCUGCCAAAGUUCAAUGUGUGCCUAUGAAGCGGAACCCUACUCGCCAAAAACAGCCCAAUGGUUUCUAG
Messenger RNA from Suillus subaureus, 1635 nucleotides. RefSeq lists its product as uncharacterized. Lineage: Eukaryota; Fungi; Basidiomycota; Agaricomycetes; Boletales; Suillaceae. The transcript has 13 exons. Bases 1 to 1635 code for a protein of 544 amino acids. The record is from RefSeq and is a predicted model, not a curated record.